Myotis lucifugus (little brown bat) is the source of this 934-nucleotide messenger RNA. Its product is annotated as B-cell CLL/lymphoma 6 member B protein. NCBI's taxonomy places the organism in Eukaryota, Metazoa, Chordata, Mammalia, Chiroptera, Vespertilionidae. Gene Ontology annotation, molecular function: RNA polymerase II cis-regulatory region sequence-specific DNA binding; protein binding; DNA-binding transcription factor activity, RNA polymerase II-specific. Bases 11 to 934 code for a protein of 307 amino acids. The transcript is spliced from 5 exons. Gene Ontology annotation, biological process: positive regulation of gene expression; regulation of transcription by RNA polymerase II. The record is from RefSeq and is a predicted model, not a curated record.
CCUGGCCGCGAUGGGAUCCGCCGCGGCCCCGGAGCGGGCGCUGGGCUACGUCCGCGAGUUCACGCGCCACUCCUCCGACGUGCUCGGCAACCUCAACGAGCUGCGCCUGCGCGGGAUCCUCACCGACGUCACGCUGCUGGUUGGCGGGCAACCCCUUCGAGCACACAAGGCGGUGCUCAUCGCCUGCAGCGGCUUCUUCUACUCCAUCUUCCGAGGCCGUGCAGGAGUCGGGGUGGAUGUGCUCUCCCUGCCCGGGGGCCCCGAAGCCGGAGGCUUCGCUCCUCUUCUGGACUUUAUGUACACGUCGCGCCUGCGCCUCUCUCCGGCCACCGCACCAGCCGUUCUCGCGGCUGCCACCUAUUUGCAGAUGGAUCAUGUGGUCCAGGCGUGCCACCGCUUCAUUCAGGCCAGCUAUGAACCUCUGGGCAUCUCCCUGCGGCCCCUGGAGGCAGAGCCCCCCACGCCCCCAACGGCCCGUCCACCAGGCAGUCCCAGGUGCUCCGAAGGGCACCCAGACCCACCUACUGAGUCUCGCAGCUGCAGUCAAGGCCUCCCCAGUCCAGGCAGCCCCGACCCCAAGGCCUGCAACUGGAAAAAAUACAAGUUCAUCGUGCUAAACUCUCAGGCCUCCCAAGCAGGGAGCCUGGUUGGGGAGAGGAGUUCUGGUCAACUUUGCCCCCAAGCUGGGCUCCCCAGUGGAGAUGAGGCUUCCAGCAGCAGCAGUGGCAGCGAAGAAGGACCCAUUCCUGGUCCCCAGAGCAGGCUCUCUCCAACUGCUGUACAGUUCAAAUGUGGGGCUCCAGUCAAUACCCCCCAUCUCACACCCCGGGCCCAAGAAGCCACUGCAUCAUCUCCCUCCGGGCGGGCUCGUCCACCACCAGGAACCAGUGACUUCAUGAAGUGCUCCGGAGCCACCUGCUUCCUGCUGCUCUGA